Molecule: messenger RNA, 3538 nt
Organism: Thunnus maccoyii (southern bluefin tuna)
Lineage: Eukaryota; Metazoa; Chordata; Actinopteri; Scombriformes; Scombridae
Product: telomere zinc finger-associated protein
Exons: 2
Coding region: 497-1678 (393 amino acids)
Biological process (GO): regulation of transcription by RNA polymerase II
Molecular function (GO): DNA-binding transcription factor activity; RNA polymerase II cis-regulatory region sequence-specific DNA binding
Source: RefSeq, a predicted model, not a curated record
AAUAAAAAUGAUCUUUAGUUGCAGCCAUAGUUAAGUUAUUGUGUUUUAUAUAUAUAUUGUAUUAUUUGUAUUAUUUUAGUGAUGUGUGUUGAACUUUCUGUCAAUGAAUGUUUACUGUAAACUUAAAAAAGCCGCCAAACUGUUUGUAGAGGCUGCGUCUCCGUUUCAGUUUAUAUUCAUCCGCGCCGCCAGGGGGCGACGUGUCCCUCCGCCGUGCUGUUGUGGUUUUUUUAUUUUCCCAGAAAGAAAUAGACAUUUUAGGGGAGCUCUGCUUUGCUUUGCCUGUAAACGAAAGCUGCCCUCCUCCUGCACCGAGUAAAGCUUGAGUAUCUUCUUUUUCUGGACAUUCAGACGUGUAUUUUAACUCUACGCUUUAACCGUUAAAUAGCCAACUGGCGCAAAGUGGAAAAAAUAGUCCUGGUUUCAACAUAUAUCUACUUCACUUUGCACGUUAGCUACCUGGUUGCUAAGCUAGCUGCAGUUUUGUUUGGCUGUGAUGGCUGACUUCAGCAGCAGGAUCAUGUCUUCUGAACACCUGGCGGUCCGAGGUGGGACUGCAGGAAAAGGGACGUCAUCCUCGGUCAUGACAGGAAACGGACACUGGGACAGUGCAGGUGCGAUGGACCAGAUAACAGUGGUGAGAAUAGAUGACACCCACAUCGCAGAGGAGCAGUCUCAGGCGGGGGGGAAGCUGAAGGAUGAGGGGUCAGGGUAUUACGAGGUGGAGUACUCGCUGCCCGCGGCGGAGGAGGUUGUCGGGGAGGAGGAAGAGGAAGACGGCGUCUACGUCAUCGAGUAUUCAAAUCCUGAAGAGGAGGGAGAGAGUUACCAGUUUACCAUGUCUGUGGACCGAUCACUACCGGCCAAAAAGCCAAUUAUUAGACAUCCUGCAGCAAGCGAGCCCGCCAGAGCUGCUUCACCUGUGACGCCGAAGCCGUCCAGACCGACCAGGCAGAGACCUGAGGUGAGGCAGAAGAGGAAGAUGAUCACAGAGGAAGAAGAGGUGAAAAAGGAGGAGGGGGCGAGCUUUAAUAGCAACAAGAGUGUGUUGGAGCUGGGCGAGGACUACAGCGAGGUCAUGGGGAUGAACACGGGCUCAGAUAAAAGACAGCUGAAGUGCUCGCUGUGCCCGCCGCCCGGCAGGUGCUUCAAGCGAGCGUCGGGCCUCGCCGUGCAUCUAAAACUGAUGCACAACAUGGAGGGGAAGAAAACCUUCUUCUGCUCAUCGUGCAAGCAGACGGUCCGCACGCAGCUGGAACUGGACGUCCACACGCGUCGCCACGCCAACCAUGACGCGGUGUUCACCUGUUUCCUCUGCUCCGACAGCAAGGAGGAGGAGGAGGAGGGCGGGGAGAAGGCGGGCUUCAAAGGGUCGAGGUGGGGGCUGAGGAGACACCUGGAGGCGCAGCAUCCGGGCAUCAUCCCCCGCUGUGACAUCUGCAACAAAGGCUUCAAGUCGCUGGUGUCGUACCUGUCGGAUCAGUUCAGGCACGUCGGCGUGUCGCCGUACUACUGCGCCAAGUGCAAGAUCUACGAAAUGACAGAGCGGGGUCUGAGCGUCCACUUGAAAAACCACGACAAGAAGCAGAAGAUGCUGGAAGCUGCAGAAAACCACCUGCUGACACACGGAGUCUCCACCAGCGCAGACAACUCCGCUACAGACGACUCUGACUUCUGACUCCACAUCAGUUUCCGUCAGUGUUUGAGACUAAAGUAGCACCAGCUCAGCGACCUCCUCUGUGUCAGACCCACGUCUGUCAUUUAUGCAUCUUUGACUGGUCUGAACUGGUCUUAGGACAAGAACUCAGCUGUUUGUGUUUCACAUUUAUCCAGCAUCAAAUCCUCCCUGUUACUUUGACAUUUGCAUCAAGUUGUUUGUACUUUGUGCCAUCCGGUGGAGGCGCCGUCAGUGUUGAGUAGAAUAACACAGUUUGGUAUCAGUGGGAAUCGAAGGAGAUUUAGAUUUUUUUGUCACAACCUGGGUCUUGUUUUUGUCAUUUUUACCAUCAUGUUGAUGUGUUAGCUUUUUCUAAACCAGCUUCAUCUGUACAGUAAAUAUGAAGCUGGAGCCAGCAGCCUGUUAGCUUAGCUUAGCAUAAAGACUGGAAACAGGAGGAAACAGCUUGCCUGGCUCUGAACAAAGGCUUGUCUGAGUUAUUUGUAAAACUGUUUCUCUUCCAGGAAUCUCAGUGAGUCACUGUGACUGAAAAAUGUUUGACAUAUAACGCCUCUGAAGAACAGCUAAUUUGUAUUUUUUACAGAUUAAAUAAAUAAGAUAUUGUAUGUUAAUCUGUUAGCUUUAGGUGCUGGUAGUCAGAUUUUGUUACCUUUAUGCCGUGUUUCCAGAACAUGGCAUCGGCUCGACUCAACUUAACUCUACUUAACUCUGUGGCAGCUUCAACAUGUGUGCCGCGUCAGUCAUAAAACAAGGAAGUGCUCUGUUAUGGAUUUAGGACAAGAGGAGGAAAACCAAGAGUGGAGCAGGUAUCAUGUGGUGGAAAAGGGGCUUCAGACAGGCUCCGGCUAGCUGUUUCUAGUCUUUAUGCUAAGCUACGCUAAGCUAACCAGCUGCUCCAGCUUCAUAUUUACUGAGAAAAGCAUCAAUCUUCUUAUGUAACUCUCCUCCAGAGAGUGAGUUUAUUUCUCAAAUGUCACCAAAUCUCUCAUUUUGACACAUUUUACAAACAGUUCCCACUCCUGUGACUCAGCAUGAGCUGUGAAAGAUUCACACAUUUAUUCGCAAUUACAAGCAACAAACAGAUUUUUUUGUGUGAAAAGACGUCACAAAAACGAAAGAGAAGAGUUCAAGUGUCAAUCAUGUAAUCAUCCACUUCAUCAGAUUCAGUAACAUAUGAUCAUAACUGAUGAGUCUUUCUGCAGUUAUUAUUUUAAUUAUCAGGUAUCGUGUUGAUGAAACCUUCGGCUGCAACUAAAGAUUAUUUUCAUGAUUAAUAUUAUUAUCAGGAGACGUCUUCAGAUCAGCAGUUUACUAUCAUGUUACACAGAAAAGCCUGAAAUCGUCAAGUUUGAAAAGCUGAAACCAGCAAAGUUUUUGCCAUCAUGUUAAAAAAUCUUCUGUUGAUUGACUUCUAAUGUUUUGUUUUGUCCGAUUAAACCCAAAGACGUUCAGUUUAAACUGAUAUUAAACAGAAAAGCUGUCAAUUGUUGCAUGGAAGGAGCUGAAAGCAGAGAAUAUUUGCUGUUUUUGUUUGAAAAAUGACUGAAAUGAUUAAUCAGCGAGCAGGUGAAUGUAAAUAAGACCCAGGUUGUAAAAGAAAAAAAGGGAAAACAUGGUGAAUAAGCCGUUAAACAUGCAGUCCUGCCAGUGUUUGUGCUGUAUUUGUGUUAUGAGUCAGUGCAUGUGUGUGUAAAUACUGUAUAUUCUGUAUCACUCGUGACUUGUUUCCAGUUUCAUCUCAGUCCCAGUAGACGGUUUAUUAAAGCGCUGACGUUUACAUGCAGGAAGUAACUUAACCGACUGAUUUCAGGUUAAACUGUAAAAACAAGUUAAACGCUGAAUAAAUGCAGCUGCCUCUGA